Molecule: messenger RNA, 237 nt
Organism: Ceutorhynchus assimilis (cabbage seed weevil)
Lineage: Eukaryota; Metazoa; Arthropoda; Insecta; Coleoptera; Curculionidae
Source: the annotation of a GenBank genome assembly
AUGACAACUUUUCGUUAUAGGGCAGUACAAAUAACCAAUGGUAAAUUUAUUCCUAAAUACUCUUAUCUGCAGGAUUUGCAAGAGAUGAGAUGGGACCUUAUCGCCAAAACUAAUAUCCAAAAUGACUGGGAAGAACUAGCUCAGGAACGCAAGAUAUGGGGAGGUGUGGUUGCAAAUAACACGGCAGAAAAUAGGCCACGUCAGAAUCCAAGAGUUUUUGGAAUGCCUAGACUGUGA